UUGGGAUCUGUGACGAAAUUUUAUUUGCUGGCAAUCUUUGUUCUACAACAACGCCCUCUUGUCAAUGUCAUUCAAGUGCCAAAAGAUCUUUGUCGCAGAACUGUAUGUCGAUUGAUAAAUACCUAUAUUUGAAGAUUGCAGACAUUAAAUUUUAUUUUAUUUGUGAUUAAUAUGAAUAAAUGCAGUUAUUGAAUUAAAAUGGCGAAAUAUCAAGGAAAAGUCUAUCUAGGAUACGAGGAGGAAAUAAUUGUUGAAAAGCAUCAAACUCAGCUGAAUUACACGAUCAAUAAAAUUGGCGGAUUCCCUGAUUGGCCCCCUAUAAAGGAUAUUAAAUUUUCAACUAAAUGUCCUGUAUGCAGUCUGCACAGGCUAUUAAUAGUGCAGUGCUACGCUCCACUGGAAGGCUCUGUAUAUCAUCGCACUCUCUAUGUGUUUGCAUGCAUUAACCCAAGCUGCUGGACUCAGUCGGAAAGUUGGACAUGUGUAAGAAGUCAAAUACAAGAUGAGCCUACCAAAACAAGUGCAGUUGUUCGUAUACCCAGUGCAGACACCAACUUGAGCUGGUGCAAGGGCUCCGAUGACUGGGAUGAAAAUGACAAUGGGGACACUACUAAUGGAAAUGUUUUGUUUGUUGACAAUAGCCCUCUUAAUGGAGUGCAAAGGCAUUCAGAUGAGGAAGACGAAAGCAAUUCAUAUGACUUGGAGACAGUUGAGCAAGCCUUAGGGAACUUACAAGUUGAUGCACAUAAUGCAAACAUGUCGCCUGUACAAGGUGCGGUGGGUGCAGUCGGCGCCCCCGUGCCGGUCGCGGAGCUCGAGGGCGGCGACGAGCCGGGGCUGGUGCUGGUGGAGACUCCCAGCGCUCCACUGGACAACAUGGAGAUACUGUUUCACCAAAUGAUCGAACUGCCGCCAGACAUACGAACCUGCCUCUUAUCCGGGCCGCUACAGUUUAUCCCUAAGUACAUCUACGUCGAAGAAGAGUGGAACAAGACAUACAACGACAGCGAUAAAGUGACUGAAUUACUUAAUAAAUACAAAAGGGAUAAUGAAAUAGAAGUAGGCAGUGUGGCGGAGCGAGGGUCGGGAGGCGUGGGGUGUGACGACGAGGCGUACGAGGAGGCCGCGCCGCUGCAUGGCGACCGCCUGUUCCACGCCUUCCUCACGAGGCUGCACCAGAGCCCUGGCCAGAUACUGCGAUAUUCGCGAGACGAGCCGCCACUGCUCGGAGCACCGUUACCGACAUCCGAGAACACAACAGAAUCUCCGUACAGCCCCACAGUCUGUUUGCGCUGCGGCUCGCGACUCGCCUGCGAGCUGCAACUAGUUCCCGCCUUCGCGGACACGCUGCGUAUACCAAACAACAACAUGCCCCUCACACAUCUGCACUUCCUAUCUGUUCUCAUAUUCACCUGCACACAGAGUUGCUGGCAACCAAACGACAGGUUGGUUGAAGAAACUGUCAUUUUUCAACCGGAAGUCAUUUAAAUGUUAACUUUUCCGCAACUAACUCUCCAGUAGCCAAAUUUUAAUGGAAUUGUCAGUCAGUCACGUCUAGCAUUUAUUGUUUUAAUUACACCUUAAGAAUAGUUCGUAUUUAAAAAAUAAAUUAUUAACAGAAUUAGAAUUGAAAUAAUUACUAUUAUUAUAGACUACUUGAAAUAAAACCUUACAAAUACAGUAGAGCCAUUUUAUUAGGAUAAUUUUGUCAUUUCAUAUAAGCACUAACUUUGAAUGGCCAACCAAGUAAUUUGAAAAUUUUAUUUUAAACAAUUACUGAUUUUCUGUAAAAAUGAAAAAUUUCAAACUUUGUAUUCACUAGUGCAUUAUUAGCUUAUAAUAUAUUUUGAAAAGACUCAACUGCAUUUUAAAACACAAUUUUGUCUGCGGAUUUUUCCUUGCAUUUGUAGUAACAGUUGACAGUAACUUAUUAAAAUGACUCUACUGUGUUAGUUUUUUUUAGAUUAAAGCAUAUUUAUUAAAUAAUAGAAGUUAUAUAAUAACAACAACGAUGGAACUUUCAAUCACUUAUUAGUUUUAAUUCAAGGCAAUAUACUUUCUUGCAUUUAAUUUGUAAAUAUGUACAUUGCAAUUAUUAUUUUAUACCAGUUUAUUACUUUAACAGUAAAUUAUGUAUUUUAAGAGACAUGAAGAAUUAAAACGUCCUUAUAUUUAAUUUUAUGCCGUAGGUAAGUCUAGUUGUAGGUGUAGGCAUUGUUUUUAUCAAUUAAUUGGCUUUA
Molecule: messenger RNA, 2240 nt
Organism: Maniola jurtina (meadow brown)
Lineage: Eukaryota; Metazoa; Arthropoda; Insecta; Lepidoptera; Nymphalidae
Gene: trus
Product: programmed cell death protein 2-like
Exons: 10
Coding region: 199-1488 (429 amino acids)
Cellular component (GO): cytoplasm
Source: RefSeq, a predicted model, not a curated record